CGGAUUAUGUAUUUAUACCGAGUUUUACAGAUUUCCAUUAUCAAGAAUAUUAGCCACAGAAAGAAACUUCAAUUGAGAAAUCAGUUGAAGAGAUUGUUCAAGUUCAGAAGGAUUUUACUCAUACUUGUGAGUUUGUAGGCAAUUAGGAAAAACUUCUCUGAGAAUUACAAGAGCGCAAGAUUUCAUCAGUUUUUGGCCUUGUUUAGAGCUCGACUGUUUUGAGCAGAUUCAUGCUGUCAAAAGAGAAGGACGGUGAGUUAGAUGGAGAUGUAUCUCAUAGAAUCAGAACAGGGUGGAUGAAGUGGAAGAGUGCGUCAGGAUUUCUAUGCGAUCGAGGUAUGCCGACUAGACUGAAGGGUAAAUUUUAUAGAAUAGCAAUUAGGCCUGCAUUACUGUAUGGCGUAGAGUGUUGGGCGGUGAAACAAUGUCACAUUCAAAAGAUGAGUGUGGCUGAGAUGCGCAUGCUGCGUUGGAUGUGUGGGCAUACUAGAAAGGACCGCGUGAGGAAUGAGACAAUCAGACAAAGGGUGGGAGUAGCACCUAUUGAAGACAAGAUGCGGGAGUCGCGCCUACGGUGGUUUGGUCAUGUGCCUAACAGACCGAGUGAUGCACCUGUUAGGCGAGUUGAGAUGUGUGGAGAAGAGGCAGGGAAGAGAGGGAGAGGAAGACCCAAACAGACGUGGGUUAGGGGAGUUCGAAGUGAUAUGCUUCUUCUGGGGUUGGAUGAGGGCAUGACUUUGGAGAGAACUAAGUGGAGGGCGGGUAUUCACGUGAAGGAGUGAUCUUGAUAAUCUUUAUCCUUAUAUAUAUAAGCAUUAUUUGCAGCCUUUUUAUUUUAUCAUUU
Messenger RNA from Cuscuta europaea, 844 nucleotides. NCBI's taxonomy places the organism in Eukaryota, Viridiplantae, Streptophyta, Magnoliopsida, Solanales, Convolvulaceae. The record is from the annotation of a GenBank genome assembly.